This is a messenger RNA of Corvus hawaiiensis (hawaiian crow), 4612 nucleotides long. RefSeq names its product solute carrier family 25 member 38 (gene SLC25A38). The coding region runs from base 324 to 1031 and encodes 235 amino acids. The transcript is spliced from 7 exons. The record is from RefSeq and is a predicted model, not a curated record. Gene Ontology annotation, cellular component: mitochondrial inner membrane; mitochondrion. Gene Ontology annotation, biological process: glycine import into mitochondrion. Lineage: Eukaryota; Metazoa; Chordata; Aves; Passeriformes; Corvidae. Gene Ontology annotation, molecular function: glycine transmembrane transporter activity.
UGGCUCUGCAGGCACAGUGAAGCCACAGUCUCAGGGCUGGCACAGGUCUAAUAUUGAAACGCUUCAUUUUGGCGCCUCCCGUCUUCAAUGCUCUGGAAAGCCAGCCUUCCUCUGCUCUGGGCUCAGGAUGUGGAUGAGCAAGUGGAAACACUAGCGAUGGCGAUGCAUCCAGUCCUAAAGGCCUUUGUGUGCGGCUCCAUCUGUGGCACUUGUUCCACGCUCCUCUUCCAACCCCUUGACCUGCUGAAAACGCGCCUGCAAACUCUGCAGCCUGCUGUGAAUGGUUCCUGUCUUGUCUUUCUUUCAGGUCUGGUCGUGCUGGGAUGGUAACGCUGCUCUUUAGGGUUGUUCGUACUGAGAGUAUUCUGGGACUCUGGAAAGGUGUCUCUCCAUCCUUUGCAAGAUGUAUUCCUGGGGUUGGGAUUUACUUCAGCACUUUGUACAUGAUGAAGCAAAAGUUUCUUGUGGACCGUUCACCCACAGCCCUGGAGUCUGUCUUUCUGGGUGCCACCGCUCGUGCCGUUUCUGGGAUUUGCAUGUUGCCGGUGACUGUAGUGAAGACCCGAUAUGAGAGUGGAAGAUUUGGCUACGGGAGUGUGUAUGGAGCCCUGAAGAACAUCUAUCAGACGGAAGGGGCUCGUGGCAUGUUCAGUGGGCUCACGGCAACGCUGCUGCGGGAUGCGCCCUUCUCUGGCAUCUACCUGAUGUUCUACACACAGACCAAAAACCUCACACCUCAGGACCAGCUGGAUCCAGUGCUUGUGCCCUUGCUGAAUUUUGGCUGUGGGAUCUUUGCGGGAAUCUUGGCCUCUCUGGCAACGCAGCCUGCUGAUGUCAUCAAAACACACAUGCAGCUGUCACCCCAGAAGUACCACAGGACAAGCCAGGCCAUUGCCUUCAUCUACAAGGACUUCGGGCUGGUUGGCUUUUUCCGAGGCGGUGUGCCCCGAGCCCUCAGGCGCACUCUGAUGGCAGCGAUGGCAUGGACGGUGUAUGAACAGAUGAUGGAAAAAAUGGGCUUGAAGUCCUGACUGAGCUGCAUGAGAAAGGACCAGCUUCACUCCUUCUCCCGCUUGCUGUGAUCAGCUGGCACUGGGAAGUUCUGAGUUCCACAGAGGAAUAAGCCUUGCUCAGCCAGGAGGAAGAAAGCCCUUCUGAGACAGGGGAUUAGGCCUUUUGGCAAGUGGAGGAAAGGAAGGAUCGGAUCUUUGCGUUAUUCGAUCAAUGCAUUCCAGAAGGACUGCACUUGCAGACUGCCAUGGGAAAUGGCAGGGUAACUAUGCUGAGAAGCCCCUUUUAAAAAUAACUCUGUGCUCACCACCUUUAUGCAAUGAAACAGUGCUAGAGGAGAAGUGUUUGAGGAAAAAACAGUGAUGGCACAACCUGCCAGCCUGUUCCUUCCUGGUGUGGCCAGAAAGGCCACAGUGACCACCAUCUGAUAUAGAUCCUCCUUCCCCAUAUGCUUUGUUCUCACAGGGGAGCACUCCAGGCCCUGGUGGGAGACUGGAUGUGUCUUGUAGUGCUUAUAUUGCCAGAGUGGAUGAAAGAGGAGUGAAGCGCAGAAGAAAAACUAGAAACAUGGUUUCUGCCAUCACUUUUGUACCGUGUGUGAUUGCAGAGAGAGUAACUAAAACGUCCUUGCUGUGUUAUGUGUUAUUUGAUUGAGCAUCUUAGCACUCUUGAAAUGUCUUUCUGCCUCUACAGGAGGGUUCGUGCAGGAAUUAAGAAGCAUAAGGCACUUUAAAAUUGAUUGCUACCAAAGUUCUCCUUGUUCUCUGAAAAAAAAAUUGCUGCUGGUCAUACUAUAGCAGGAACACUCAAGUGGGUUUUGUUAGGUUUUUUUUAAUGCAGUUGUCAUAGAGACUUAUUUGCUUCCUAUUCCUUAUUUAUUAAUCCCUGAUCAACACCCUCAGUGUGAACUGGUCCUUAGAUGUAGCUUUUAGGGCCACGGCUCAUAAUGGAUAAAUGUAUAAUGGAAACAGGUAUAGAUACUGGCACUUCAGAUUUCUCUUAAAACAGCUGCUGAUUGCAUGUGGAGUAUGUUUUGGUGUGGAAAGAAAAGGUUGUUAUUUCUGUAAGCUUUCUCCAAAGUUUGAGCACUAUGGGUGCUUGGUGGGGAACUUUAAUUUUCUUACAGACCCUUCACAUUUUCCUGGCUGAUGCUUUUCUCUUAUCAGGUAGUCCAUGUUCGAGUAUCCCUGAGUUUAGGCUUAGAGAUAGAUACACACUUUUUAUCCUCUGUGCCUUCUUACUCUUUCCUACUGUGUUACACAGGCCUCACAGUAUGUGCUAGGUACAGCCUGCUCCCCUCUUCACUUGUGCCUCUGUGGUGGGUUGGGUCCCUUGCAUCUCUGUUAGCAUAGCCAUGAAGCUGGCGUGGAAGUGUGCAUCCUGUUCUGUAGUGUGCCCUGCAGAAAUCUUAGCUUUGGCUUUUAUUUUCUUAAAUAUCUAGGGAUAUUGAAAUUCACUUUAGAACCAGAGCACUUGUCUCUAAAUAUGAAGACAUGAUACUGUAGCUGUAUGAACAAACAGUGCUACCUACCUGUUGUUCAUAAAUUUUAGAGUGUAUUUCGGACAAUCACUGCCUGCCCUGGCAACUUCCCAAGCAUAAGAGUAGAGGGGAUGUGGGUUGUUAAGGUGUUCUCUACCAGAUUUCAACUCCAAGAAGGCUUGAUGACUGAUGUAAAAGUUGAGUGAAGUGUAAGAGGACAGGCUGGAGGCUAGGAAAGUGCUCCCUGUUUUCAGACUCAGCCCGUCUGUGAGGGGAGGCUGGUGCUCUGCAGUGCAGGAGUCUCCAGGAAUGGUGGUAGAGGGUUCCAUGUGCACAUGUGUUAGCGGUAGAGCACUGCAUCAAAUCAGGCAUGUGGCACAUUAUUUGCUAAAUCCUAAAUGUGAGCACCUGUUCCUUCCUUUUGCUGUUCCUUCUACCCUUCGUGACCUGAACUUGUGAGAGUGCAUGAAACCGUGGUAACUGCACAUCCUGCUUGUUUGUUAUCCCGAGCACUACUGGCACGGAGAGCGGGAGAACCAAGUCUAGGAUUGCUGACCUGGUGGAAUAAGGUGGCAGUUAGAUGAGUUACCUCAUUUGUCCUUUAUUCCCCUAUGCAUGGGAUCAAACCAACAUUGUGGUGGGAGCCUGAAUUUAUUUGGGGCUUUCUAAAUCUGGCAUGUGACUUGGAUGUCUUGAUCGUCCUGGGCUGUGGUCGUGAAGGGCAGUGUGUGGAGUCACCUGCAAAGUGCUUUACAUGUAUUUUGUUCCUGUUUUAGCAAUGGCAAAGCAAUGUGCAACCUGUGCAAACAGAAGCUCUUAAAAAUGAGGCAGGCAAGUAAAGAAUGACAGCUAAUCUGGAAUUAAGUAAGGUCCUCAUCAGAAACCUGAAAUUCAGGAACACUUUGGUGGCUUUUAUGUCCCUGUACUCCUGCCUGGUCAAGUAACAAAGGAAGAAGUAGAGAAUUUAUUCCCCUGUGCUAAUGUUUAAAAGCCUACUGUGGGUUGUUUGUUUGUUUGUUUUAAAUCUGGAAUCAGGCCUAAAGCAGUGUUAGCUUUUUCUUUGGGAAAGUUGUUCCGUUCUGCUUUGGUUCUUUGUUAUUGGACUAGAGUGAAAAACUAUAUGGUUUUUGGCUUGUGGAUUAAUCUGGGCUCCUCUGAGUUUAAGAUAUCGAAAAUCUAAACUGCACUGUGUUUCAUCUACCGUUGGUGCUGCAAAUCCAGAAGCUUAUCUACCUGUGAGUUAUGAAUGGGGAGAAUGAAUUCUGUGGUGCAAACUUGUUUUUCUUUGUUAUGUCUUUUGUCCAGUGUCAUACAUGGGGGAAGGGAAAGCCUGAAGUUCUGCUUCACUCUGUUCUGAAAGCUUUAUCACAUAGUCAGGCACAAGACUGUUUCUCAGCUCUGAUCCUUACAGUCCUUCGCCUUUUCCCCUCUUCAAAAACAUUCUGUUUCUGAAUUAAUUUAUUGAAGUUACUCCUUGAUAGCUAUAGAAAGUCAAGACAGUCAAGUGUGUGGACUUGAAGUUUAGAUGUAUUCUCCUUGAGUUUUAAUGCUUCUGCUUAACAACAAAUGGUCACUGUACAGCCUAAAGGUAAAGUCAAUCAAAUAAAAGAUCUGGACAGAGAUGCUUAAUCACCUACCUCCAUCGUGCCAGCAAUUCAACACUAACAAUCUUGUCAGAUAAUAAUUUCAAAAGCCAUCUUAGGUUGGAUUCCAGAGACAGUGGUGUGAUCCCUCUGUGCACUUCAGAAUCACAGCUGGAUCCCUCUUGGACUGAUCUCUGUUGCUGGCAAUGCACUGUUGGGGAAUGUGCAUGGUCUCUGCUUGCCCCUGCAGCUGUGGCUAAGAACACAGCUGGCUGGCACGUUGAGGCAGGCAGUAUUUAAGUGAGUUGUAAGGACACAAGAGAAACAGUCUGAUUAUUCAUGCUUUAGAAACUUCAUGUUUCCAUUCUUCCUGUGUGAUGAUUUGUUUGGGGUUUUUUUUCCCUCACAGUUUUAAAGAGAACUGGAGCUUCGGAACAUUGCAUAGCUUUGAGUAUUGUGAGUGCUUAUGUGUCUAUAUAAAAUAUUUAUGUGAGAAGAUGUAUUAUAUGUUUCUAUUAAAAACUGGUUGCAAAAUGAA